Meloidogyne enterolobii is the source of this 291-nucleotide messenger RNA. The record is from the annotation of a GenBank genome assembly. NCBI's taxonomy places the organism in Eukaryota, Metazoa, Nematoda, Chromadorea, Rhabditida, Meloidogynidae.
AUGUUGUCAAGAAUUAUCGGCCUUGCUCCGAUCAGUGACACAGCGAUCGUUGGAGAAAUCGACCAACUUGGUACUCUGCUCGCAGUUGGGGGUUUGCCUUCUAAAGUAAAUGUUGCAAGACGAGUAGGAAUACGCAAUAUAAUUAUGCCAAGAAAGAUGGAGAAUGCUUGGAAAAGGUUGGACAAGAAGGACAAAAUUGGAGUUAAUGCAAUUUAUGUUGAGACCUAUCCUGAGGCUUUUAAACUAGUCUUCCCCAGCUAUAAAAAUAACACUACGCUUACCCAUAAAUAA